CAAGAAACCAUAAUGAGUUUCGGCGCGGUGACUUGGCCCCCGAUCAGUUACUUUGAUGAGCUUCCACGGAUCUCUAUCUACUCGUGGCCACCUGCCGACAGAUCUACGCUUUGGGGUGAAUUCGACGUAUCAUUUUCCGUCGACCUGACGUACUGGGUUUUUGAUGUCGGGGGUCAACGGUCGGAAAUGCGGAAAUGGCUUCACUUCUUCAAGGACUUGGGCGUCAUCGCUUUCUUUGUUGGUCUCAGUGAUUAUGACCAGAGUCGAAUGGCUGAAUCGGUGGCUCUCGAUAUAGAUUCUUGCUCGAUCCAAUACCUCAAUAAGAUCGAUCUCUUGGUGGACAAAAUCGAUUCAAAACCUCUUGGUUUAUACGUGAAGGACUACCGUGGACGCGAAGGUGACACCGACACGAAACAGGUUAAAUUUCUCCUAGCUGUGGUACAACAACGUAAUAACGGAAGCACACUUGGCUACUCUGGAGUUGUUGUAGCGGAAUAUCCCGUGCGAUAUUUUAGUACGUUAAGUGAGGCACAAUUCCCGAACUACAUGAUCUACCGCUCCACUUCAUCGCCCACCUCUCGGGUGUCGAUCCGAUAUCUCCAACACUACACACCCAGAUCAGCUAGCUAGAUCCGAUGGGCAAUAUCUCUCUUCAUUACCUGUCACCCUAAAUUUCCCAUGGUGAUCUCGCACAUGAAUAUAUAUAUAGAUUGUCAUGAAGUUAUACGCCCCCCUUUGGUGGAACAUCUGUAGCUCUCGCGAUGUCACAUUGUUGACUGUGUAGUUGGGGUUGCGACUAGGACGUUGUGUGUGUAUUGCAGCAUCGUGAUUGCUAAUUAUUCAGU
Cantharellus anzutake is the source of this 845-nucleotide messenger RNA. RefSeq names its product G-protein alpha subunit-domain-containing protein. Bases 13 to 630 code for a protein of 205 amino acids. Gene Ontology annotation, biological process: adenylate cyclase-modulating G protein-coupled receptor signaling pathway. Gene Ontology annotation, cellular component: heterotrimeric G-protein complex. The transcript has 6 exons. NCBI's taxonomy places the organism in Eukaryota, Fungi, Basidiomycota, Agaricomycetes, Cantharellales, Hydnaceae. The record is from RefSeq and is a predicted model, not a curated record. Gene Ontology annotation, molecular function: G-protein beta/gamma-subunit complex binding; guanyl nucleotide binding; G protein-coupled receptor binding.